AUGCAAAACCGUGCGGGAACCUCCCCGUUCGUAACCCUUGAACUCCCACUCCACACCUCACACUUCGCAGCACUUGUCCGCGGCGAGACCAACCGGAUCGUCUUCACGUGCACCCAUGAGCCUGAGGGUGGCUCGGGGAGGCGCCCGCUCUUGAGUGCACCGGUUUGGGCCAUGCUGUGCAAUGGGAGGAAGAUGGGGUUCGCGGUCAGAAGGGCGGGAUCGCACGAGGACGCAUCGCUGUUGGAGAUGAUAAGGUCGGUCUCCACCGGCGCAGGGAUGUUGCCUGAUAAGGAGGGGGUCGGUGAGCACAAGUACUUGAGAGGCCAGUUCGUUCGGACGGUGGGAUCAAGCGAUUGUGAGGCGUACCACUUGGCUGAUCCUUCAGGGUGUUUCGGACAAGAGCUGAGUUUGUUCUUCCUGAGAACUUAG
This is a messenger RNA of Eucalyptus grandis, 429 nucleotides long. Its product is annotated as protein MIZU-KUSSEI 1-like. The record is from RefSeq and is a predicted model, not a curated record. Bases 1 to 429 code for a protein of 142 amino acids. The transcript has a single exon. NCBI's taxonomy places the organism in Eukaryota, Viridiplantae, Streptophyta, Magnoliopsida, Myrtales, Myrtaceae. Gene Ontology annotation, biological process: hydrotropism.